AUUUGGCGGUGCUGAUUGGGUUAUGUGGAUUUGUAUCAUGGCUAUGGCAUCUUAACUGUGGUUUAAGUACCUUUUUUUCAUUCAAGGGUUUGUGGGUGUUACAGGUCAGGCCAUCAAGCCAACAUUUAUUGCCCAUCCCUUGAGAACGUAGUAAUGAACUUCCGUCUUGAACACAGUUGAGUGCCUUGCCAAGGCAUUUCAGAGGGCAGUUAAGAGUCAACCAUGUUGCUGUGGAUCUGGAGUCACAUCGGCCAGACUGGGUUGUAGAUAUGUGGCAACAGUGGAACUGACGGCAGAGCAAAGUGCCCAAAUAAACACUUCCAGGGCAACAUGUAGACUAAUUUGGGUUGAACAGAGGAACACAUUCCUGCACAGAAAUUGGUAAUGGUGUUAAUUUGCUGCUGAAAGGCGCCAGUCGGGCCGUGGAUGGUUGGGGGUGGAAGAAAGGAAGAAGAGAGCUUAAAACAGUCACUAUGACGUCCUCAUCUCUUCGGAGACAGAUGAAAAACAUUGUGAACAAUUAUUCGGAAGCGGAGAUAAAAGUCCGAGAGGCCACGUCAAACGAUCCAUGGGGCCCCUCAAGUUCGCUGAUGGCCGAAAUCUCUGACCUGACGUACAACGUGGUGGCUUUUUCAGAGAUCAUGAGCAUGAUUUGGAAACGCCUCAAUGACCACGGGAAGAACUGGCGUCAUGUGUACAAGGCUCUGAUGUUGAUGGACUACUUGAUCAAGACAGGCUCUGAGCGUGUGGCACAACAGUGCAAGGAAAAUGUCUUUGCCAUUCAGACGUUGAAGGAUUUUCAGUAUAUCGAUCGGGAUGGGAGGGACCAGGGCAUCAAUGUGCGGGAGAAAUCAAAACAGCUCAUUGCGUUACUGAAGGAUGACGAGCGGCUUCGGGUUGAGCGCAGUCACGCACUGAAAACAAAAGAGCGGAUGUCGAGUGUGACGACUGCGGUGGGCAGCAAUAACCAGAUCAUGUUCGGGCGUGGCUCCAGCCACCCAAACCUGUCCACGAGCCAAUCAGAUGAGUGUGGCAAAGUGGGUGGAUCGCCUGCUUCCUACCAUGGCUCAACUUCACCGAAGAUCUCCUCUGAACUCGAGCAGACGAGGCCUCAGACCAGCGGUGAAGAGGAGCUACAGCUACAGUUGGCACUGGCCAUGAGUCGGGAAGAGGCUGAACAGAUUUUCAAAAGUGCCACAACAGCUGGUAGCCAGCCAAGGAACACCGUGAUGACCCUGAGUACGCAGGAUGAGCAGCGUCGCCGUGGAGAUGACCUGCGUCUACAGUUGGCAUUGGAAGAGAGCCGACAGAAGCUGCAAAUGCCAGUCGUGGGCCCCCACAAAACUGAGACUGCUUUACUGGAUCUGACAGACUCCACACCAUCUCCCCUGACACACAAAUCUGAUCCCUGGGGAACACCUUUGCCAUCAGCGUCCACUGCCAAGCCUGACCCAUGGGCAGCUGUGUCCCGUCCAGUAUCCGCUGAUCCUUGGAAGCAGAUGGGUUCCAGACUGGCUGCUGCUUCCUCAGACCCGUGGGGAUCUUCAAGCCGUCGCUUGUCAGGAGAGCAACAGCCAAGAAGCACAGACCCCUGGGGUUCAGCUUCAGCAGUGUCUGACCGAGACCCCUGGGCUCCUACCUCUCCUACAGUGGCUUCCCCAUUCCACUCUCUCAGUGCUGCUGAUGCAGCUGUGACCGAUGAUUUCUCUGCGUUCAGCCAUCUGCGUGGAUCACCCAGGAAAGCAGAAGGCCAGGGCGUAGAUGGUCGAGGUCGUGGGUUUGGAAGCUGCUGUCUAAGGAGCCUUGGCAAGUUUGAGGUACUGGGUGAUGGUCUGACCACUGCAGCCACAUCUGUCAUCACGCGCUGCCCCGACGUCUUUGACAUGUCCUCCAUGUCGAGCACUGUGAUCUCCAAGCUGCCCUCACCCAAGCAUCAGCCAACCACACACAGGAACCCUGAAUCCUUCCUGGGCCCAAAUGCUUCGCUGGUAAACCUGGACACCCUCAUUACCCGCACGACGCAUCCAAGCGUGAGCACCAACCCCUUCCUGGCACAGGGCGCACCUGCUGUUUCAGCGAACCCAUUCCACACCACUUCCGCACAAAUGUCCAGCUCCAUGAUGGCCGUGACCCAGACUCCAUUUGGACCCGUCAGUGUGAGCGCUGCCUCCUUCACGAUGCCCAGAGUCGGGGCUGCUCCCGUGGUAACCGUGCCAGUCAUGCGGAUGCCACAGAGCACCGGUGUGCAAGGGAUGAUGGGGUCAACCUAUGUUACCAUGGCAGCCCCUCCUGCCUCUGGACAGUCUGCAAGCUCCACCAAUCCAUUUUUAUUAUGAUCCCUGUCUCGGCUCAUGUUUAAGUGAUCUGUUUUAUAACUGUGGUUUCCCUCUAGCCUCUAAAAUUCCAGUCUGAAAUAUCCUGAGUUCUUCCUUUUUGGACAAUUGUGAGAAUGUCAUUAAGAUGCAAGAAAGGUUGUGUGUGUUAAAUCACACUUGGCCGUCCUGGACUGAGAAGUGACACAUCUGGUUUAACAGUUCAGUAAGGUCUGUUGAGUGUGAGCAGGGAAGUUGAUUGCAGCUUGCUGUGCCGAUUGUGUAAAUGUAGAGAUGCAGGAAUAACUUGUAUUUCCAGCUUUGCUUCAUCACAGUGACGGAAUCCGGUGGGAAUCCCAAUUUGGCAAGUCUACCCAGUAACCCAAAUUCCCCUAGCCAUCAGGAGCAGAACGCUGGCUGUCUGGUGGAGUUGGUCAGUUUUGUGCAGCUAAGUUACCAUGAAUGUGGCACGUGCGCAUGAGGCUUCAGUGCUGCGCUGCCUUAUUUUGUGACUCUGACCAACGGUAGAGGGUGGGCGAGAAACAAAGCCAGGGCCUUUAGUCUGAUUGCAGGCUCUCGGCCCCUCCGUUUCCCAGCAAGGAUUCGCUGGUGGGAAAUGUGUGUUUUUUGCAGAGAGGAUGUCAUGCAUUACAGCAGCUCCCAAAUAUAAGUUUCUGGAUCCCACAAACCCUGUCCAAGUCUGUCCUGUUCCUGGUCAGUUCUAUGGGAUGUAGCCUCUAGAUCUGGAUAAAAGCUCUGCUGCUCACAAUGCAGCCUCCUGUCUUCCUCCUUCUCUUGUGCUGGCUUGUUACCAGGUGCUGGGUGCUAUUUCACAUCCUACCAGACUGGCCCUGGGAUUUUUCACACCAUCUGAAGUUUGAUUUUGUUCUCUCCUUUUUUCCCCUCACUCCUGUUGCACUGUUCGAAGGAACUCUGGCUCCUUCAUUAGUGACACUGUAAUAGUUGAAUAGCUGCAUAGUUUUCUAAUGGAGCUGUCUGCAGUGCUUUCACAGACUGGUGGUUUGGGGUUUAUUUUUGUCACUAUAAGCACUGUAGGGAAGUUCGAUUGCAGAUCUGUGUCACGUAGUUACCUCCUCAGCCAGUCACCUUUUGCAAGCCAUUGAAUUCUUGCUGAUAGCUCUGGCCUUGCAGGUUGUUUCGAGACUUUACAGCUCGAUGCUGGAUUCUGUCCGGCUUGCUGCCAGUGCUUUUAUUGAAAAAAUGUUUACAUUUUGUUGUUUAUACGUGUUUACGAUCCGCUCUGUUUUAUUUGUCGGCUCAAGAGACAGGACUCAGGUCAUGACGAUAGUGUUGAGAGAUGCAACAUUCUGCAGAGAUGUGCUUAUUCCCUCACCCCAGCACCAGCCGUGACUUCACUCGAUGGAAUGAAUCAUUCCACCAGUGUUUUUUAAAAAGGGGGAACAUCAAGGUCAAGACCACUGACUUUGGGGGUGGGGGGUGGUGCGGGGCUGAUGAUGUUUCACUGACAAACAGGGCAAUUGUAGAAUGCAAUCCUCAGAACACUAGUUAGAUUCCCAGCAGAACUCGGAUCAUUAGACAAGUGAAUAAAGUAGUUUAAUUUUUGAGUGGUUUAGAGGGCUGUGCAGAAAAACCUAGAAGCAAAUGCUGCAGCUGUCACCUGCCUGUCUUGUGCCCGGCAGCUUCUUGGGUGUGAUCAGUACUGCUUUCACUGGUCCCAGUAAAUACUUCCAGCAGUUGGCAGCAGACACACACCUGGUUGCUGUUGAACCUCAUUUGGGCAAGCUGAGCUAAGUUUUUUGAAUAUGUUCCAGAGUUAGGAAUUGAUAUUUACCAAUGCACACCCCAGCUUGCUGCAACAGCAGCGUCCCUCCUAAACUGCCCAGAGGCUUCAGGAGACUCCCCACUCUUGUAUCAGUGACAAUGGGACGACAUCAGACACAGCAAUAAGAAUUUUAAACUUUUUAAAUCUUUAGACAGCUGCCUGAAUUUAGUGCUUCUCUGAAGAUGUGGGGCCUCAGGAAUGAUAAAGAGUGAA
Carcharodon carcharias (great white shark) is the source of this 4329-nucleotide messenger RNA. Its product is annotated as epsin-2-like. The record is from RefSeq and is a predicted model, not a curated record. The transcript is spliced from 12 exons. NCBI's taxonomy places the organism in Eukaryota, Metazoa, Chordata, Chondrichthyes, Lamniformes, Lamnidae. Gene Ontology annotation, cellular component: plasma membrane; endosome; clathrin vesicle coat. Gene Ontology annotation, biological process: endocytosis. Bases 474 to 2336 code for a protein of 620 amino acids. Gene Ontology annotation, molecular function: clathrin binding; phospholipid binding.